ACGAAAAACAGAGGUGCAUGUAAGAACAAAGGAAUUUUGGAAACAACAAAAACUUAUUUUUACCGGUUGGGAAAACAACCUGGUUGUAGUUUUGUUUUGCAGAGUUUAUAUAUAUACGGUCAUCACCUAACGUGGUUAGUUGAGUAUAGUGGUGAAGAAGCAAGUGGGGCUAGGCAAAGGUGUGUCAAGAAACGAAGAUAAAAGUUGUGUGGUGGUUGUUGCGGUGGGUGGCAGUGCAGUGAAUAUGGGUUCUCAGGUGUCUAAGCAGAUGGAACGGAGAAAGACAAUUCACACAGAGAAGAAAGUUCUCUCCGAUCUGAAAACGUCCGGAGAAGAGUACCCUGGCUCUGAGUACCGUCCUCAAGACAGGAAAAACUGGAUGUCUGGUCUGAACCCAGAGAAACUACGCAUCAACCAGAUCGUGUGGCCGGGGACGCACGACUCUGCCACCAACAAAAUCGGCAUCCCCCUCGUCACUCGCCCUUUCGCCCAGUGUCAAUCGCUCUCCAUAUACCGGCAGUUGGUCCUUGGUACCCGCGUCCUUGACAUUCGGGUCGAAGAAAACCGUCGCAUCUGCCAUGGCAUCCUGGUCACCUACAGCGUGGACGUGGUCCUGAACGACGUGAAGAAGUUCCUGUCUGAGACACAGUCCGAGGUGAUCAUCCUGGAGAUCAGAACAGAGUACGGGCACGAGGACCCACCCGAAUUCGAUAAGUACUUGGAGGAGCAGUUGGGGGAGUUUCUGAUCCCUCAGGACGAGGGCGUUUUCGGGAAGACCAUAGCGGAGGUGUUGCCGAGGAGAGUUAUUUGCGUGUGGAAGCCCAGAAAAUCGGCCCAGCCCAAAGCAGGGAGUCCUCUGUGGAGUGCGGGCUUUCUGAAGGAUAAUUGGGUGAACACGGAUCUCCCUUCCACGAAGUUCGACGCUAAUUUAAAGCACUUGACUGAGCACCCAGGCGUGACGUCGCGCAAGUACUUCUACAGGGUGGAGAACACCGUUACGCCGGUGGCCGAUAACCCUGUUCUGUGCGUGAAACCCGUUACACGACGGAUUCAUGGGUACGCCAGGCUCUUCAUCGCUCAGUGCUUCGCUAAAGGCAUCGCUGAUAGGCUUCAGGUUCUCUCCACCGAUUUCAUCGAGGAGGAUUUUGUUGAUGCCUGCGUCGGACUCACUCAUGCAAGGGUCGAAGGCAAAGCCUGAACUCACCUGUUUCAUGCCUGUCAGUCAUGCUUUUCUUUCUCGAUUUCUUUUUUAUUUUAUCUGUACAUUAUUAUAUAUAGUUUCAUCAAUCUGCUCUUGUCCUGUGAAUAGAUUCGAUUCUGAAUUGUGAACUGUGAAUUGUGAGGAUGUUUUCCAGAAUGUCUGUCAGACGCGUGUGCAAAAUAAAUCGAAAUUAUAACUGAAAAACAGUUUCUUACA
Molecule: messenger RNA, 1417 nt
Organism: Vigna umbellata (rice bean)
Lineage: Eukaryota; Viridiplantae; Streptophyta; Magnoliopsida; Fabales; Fabaceae
Biological process (GO): lipid metabolic process
Molecular function (GO): phosphoric diester hydrolase activity
Source: RefSeq, a predicted model, not a curated record